GAAGAAUUAGGUUAGUUUUUAGUAAUCUUAUACAUAAGCGGUGUUAGUGUAGUUAAUAUGAUUGAUAAAAUGACAUGUCCUCUAUGUAACAGACGUCUAAAAUUAAAACAAAUAAAUUUAACCGAGGCGGUUUAUUUAUGUACAGAUUUAACAUGUUCAUAUCCCAUUAAUAACCAAUGUUACAUAGUCAAACGAAACUUGGAAAAUUUACAAAAAAUAUCGAAAUAUUCCACCAUUUCAACGGUAUCUAACUCAAAUUCUCCUCAUGGAAAUAUCACCGAUGUUGAUAACGAUUUAGAUAUAGACGAAUUAGUAUCUGAGACACUUACCAAUUUGAAUUAUUCCAGAGAAAAUGUUUAUAAUAAUUUAGAUACGAAAAAAUUUGAGACUAGUGUGGGCAAGAUUGAAAAUACAACUUAUGAUGCAGAUUUGGAAGAGUUUAUUAAUGGGUUAACUAAUUGAGGGUAGUGUAUAAGUAAUAUGUAAAUAUAUAUGAAAUAUAUAUAAAAGUGUUUUUUCUAUUUAUUUUUUGAUCAUUUAGGAUGGAUACAACUUUCAGGAUGUUUUUUAACUUCUUUAAUUUUAGUGUGAAAAAUAGGGUUCCAAUAAAACAGAAACAGUAUAUGGUGGACCCCAGGUAAUCCAAUAAACAUUUUGUUGUAUUAUAGCGUCCUCCCUAUAGUUAGAAUUUUUCUAGAAAAUAGUACCUUGUAAUCAGACAAAGUACAGAUCCAAUAAUAUUCUAAAUGUUAUAUACAUGAACUCAGAAGUACAAAUCAAACUUAUUUAUGUGAAGUUUAGUGAAGCAAAUAGCUUAAUUUUUAUUAUGGAAUUGUCAUUAAUGCUUUAGAAUUUACAAAAAAUAUUUUAAGAGGUAUGAAAAAAUGAAUUUGUUUUCUGUUAAACAUUGUUGAAACUUGAGAUUAAAACUUAAACUUUAUCCAUUAGUAGAAGUUUGAAGUGGGAUACACCAUUCUCUUCAGCAUAUUGCAAUGCCAGCUCAAAGGCGUUAUUUAAAUAGUAAUUAAUUAAUUUUCCUAAUCUAUUGUUGUAUAACUAUCAAUCACUUUUAUAAUUUCUUUGUUAGACAUAUCAUGGAAAAUAUUCUCUUUAUCAAUGUAAUAGUUGGUGAAGGUAACUUUCCAAGAUUGAUAAACAGCAAAAUCCAAGUUUCGUAUUAAAUUCUUUCAACAUUGUCUUUGAUUGAUUGUUAUUUUGAUAUGUUUUUCAAAGUAGGUUUUUUAAAAUCUUCACAAAGUAAAUGAUAUGUGGAUCCAUGGGUUGAUUCAGUGCAGAGUAGUUUGGCAGAAGAAAUAUCGCAGUAAGCAUUUGUUCUCAGCUCUUCAGAUAGAAAACUGGAAAGUUAUUGCAGCCAUUUCCUAACUUUUGGUACGAAGCAUCCAAAAAUAGGUUUCGAAUGAAACUAACAGUGUUUUCGAAAACAAUAUAUUUACAUUUAUUUUAGACACUAACAUAUUUUUUUCAUCUUAUAUUAAAAAAUACUUGAAUUUUUUUAUAUUGCAACCAACUCAAAUAGAAUCACGAGAACAAUAUUCAAUUAUUUAAACUACUGUUUCAAAUUUAAAAAAAAUAUUUUUUUAUAUUAAAUUGUAUUUUUAUUUGAUUUUAAAUUACAUUAAAUAAAAUUAAAUUGUGAUUAUUUAUCAGUAUUUACCCUGUUAAAUUCGAAAUAUUUAGAAAGAAUUUAAAUUAAAUUCCAACUUUAAUUUCCGAUAGAUUCCUUUAAAGUUGCUGGUUUUAAUAAAAAUAAAUAAAUAAUCGAAUAUAAGGCAAAUAUAUCACACGAAGAAAAUACUUUAUUUAUUUUUAAAUAAUUGUGUCGUUUAUUUUUAAGUACAAGCCUCCAUUUAAAAGAAGUACCUUGGACAAAGUAAUUAGAAAAAUUGAAAUUAUGGAAUUCAACAGAAAGAAUAU
Diorhabda sublineata is the source of this 1935-nucleotide messenger RNA. RefSeq lists its product as uncharacterized. The transcript is spliced from 2 exons. The record is from RefSeq and is a predicted model, not a curated record. NCBI's taxonomy places the organism in Eukaryota, Metazoa, Arthropoda, Insecta, Coleoptera, Chrysomelidae. The coding region runs from base 58 to 462 and encodes 134 amino acids.